UUUCCUCUGAAGUCCGGUCCCUAUGCUGACACACUCCUUCCCCUGUCCCCGACACUCUCCAUAGCCUCCGCCAGAGUGGCUUUUUAAGCUAAUUUUGCUCUGUUUUAGCCUUAAACCAUAAUCUCGAGCUCUGUAAUCCUCACAGUGGGUGCCUUUUUAGAAAGCAAAACGAGCCGUUGCUGUUCUAAACCAGAAUCUUACAAAUCCCUCGUUCCCAUUUCUCUACACAAACCCCGCAGGAGAGUUGGACUGAGACUUGAAGGCGUGGAUUUCAGGUGAUAACGAGAAGGAGAAUGGGGAAAAGGGCUGGAUUCAAUCUCAUUUUUUAUGGGAUUUCACUGCUGCUUAUGUUCUUGGGCCAUUGCCAGGGAAGUAAUGUUGGAAUUUGCUAUGGAAGAAAUGCAGAUGACCUCCCAACACCAAAUAAAGUGGCCCAAUUGGUUCAACUUCAUAACAUCAAAUACCUUAGAAUUUAUGACUCAAACAUUCAGGUUCUCAAGGCCUUUGCCAACACCGGUGUCGAACUUAUGAUCGGGAUACCGAAUUCCGAUUUGCUGCCAUUCGCUCAGUUUCAGUCUAAUGUAGAUACUUGGCUGAAGAAUAGCAUUCUCCCUUACUACCCGGCGGCGAAAAUAACAUACAUUACAGUCGGUGCCGAGGUCACGGAGAGCCCUCACAAUGUGUCUGCCUUGGUGGUGCCUGCCAUGAACAAUGUACUCACUGGUCUUAAGAAGGCUGGUUUGCACAAGAAGAUAAAGGUUUCUAGCACUCAUUCGCUCGGAGUUUUGUCUCGGUCGUUCCCUCCCUCGGCUGGCGCUUUUAGUAGUGAUUUUGCAUUCUUCUUGAAACCAUUGUUGGAGUUUCUUGCUGAGAAUCAGUCUCCUUUUAUGAUCAAUAUUUAUCCUUACUAUGCUUACAGAGAAUCCCCUAGCAAUGUGUCAUUGGACUAUGCUCUUUUCGAAUCGUCGUCUGAAGUUAUCGAUCCGAAUACUGGUCUGCUUUACACGAACAUGUUUGAUGCUCAGAUUGAUGCUCUUUAUUUUGCUUUGAUGGCUCUAAAUUUUAGAACUAUUAGAGUGAUGGUCACAGAAACAGGUUGGCCAUCUAAAGGGUCACCAAAGGAGACAGCUGCAACUCCCGACAAUGCGCAAACUUACAACACGAAUCUUAUCCGACAUGUUAUUAAUAACACCGGGACACCUGCAAGGCCGGGGGAGGAACUGGAUGUAUAUAUCUUCUCUUUGUUUAAUGAAAACAGGAAGCCGGGGUUGGAUUCUGAAAGGAACUGGGGAUUGUUCUAUCCAGACCAGACCAGCGUCUACAACUUGGAUUUUACAGGAAGAAGUGCAGUAGACAUGACUUCACAGGCUAAUAUGACUGGUUCUAAUGGAACUGACUGGUGCAUUGCUUCGAGCAAGGCGACCGAUAUGGACUUGCAAAACGCGUUGGAUUGGGCUUGUAGUUCGGGGAAUGUCGAUUGCACUGCCAUCCAGCCAAGCCAGCCUUGUUUUGAGCCAGAUACUCUUGUUUCUCAUGCAUCUUAUGCGUUUAACAGUUAUUUCCAGCAGAAUGGAGCUACUGAUGUUGCUUGUGGCUUUGGAGGGAAUGGAGUUAAAGUUAGCCAGGAUCCAAGCUAUGAUAACUGCGUGUACGCGACCGUUGUUGGGAAGAACAAGACGACUUCUUCCAGUAAUACAACAGCAAUGUCCUCAACUUCAUCAUCAUCUUCUUCAGCGAUUGGAGUUUCUGCAGGUCUACUUAUCUUGGCCUUCAUAUCAUGUUUUUUCAAAAUUUCAUGAUGAUGGGGUCAGCCCAGUCUUCUGAAAAUCUCAGAUUUUCCUUAUUUUGUAAUUGAACUUGUAACUUCACCUUGUAAGAAGGGAUCUAAGGGGAGUUCGAAUUUCUAAUCAAAUGAUUUUUUUGGUCGUC
Molecule: messenger RNA, 1929 nt
Organism: Cucurbita pepo subsp. pepo (vegetable marrow)
Lineage: Eukaryota; Viridiplantae; Streptophyta; Magnoliopsida; Cucurbitales; Cucurbitaceae
Product: glucan endo-1,3-beta-glucosidase 13
Biological process (GO): carbohydrate metabolic process
Molecular function (GO): hydrolase activity, hydrolyzing O-glycosyl compounds
Source: RefSeq, a predicted model, not a curated record